AUGGGCGGCCAGCUGAGUAAACAGUUUCGCGAGGCAGUAGCAGACAAAACGUGCCGUGAUAUAUUGCAUCCCGAACAAACCUGUAGCGCCGCCUGGUGCACAUUCUUCGUGGAAGGUGUACUGGGAGGCGUACGCCACUAUCUACCAGCUGUUGUAACACCGAUGCUGUUCCGAAUGCGGCAGUGGAACGAUCCUGAAGUGUGGCAAAACUUUCUACGGCAGUAUGCACGUUGCAUCUUGGCCGGAUUACCAAUGACGGGUGGCAGCUUCCUGGCCUUCUGUCUCUUCUACAAGUGUAUGGAUCGCUUUCCUCCGGCCUGGUUUGUGCUGAUACCUUCGCUAGCGGGUGGUUUGACAGCGCACUAUCUGCCGCGCCACAUCGUUCGUGCUCAGGGCGUCGGUUUGUUCAACAUGUACAUAGAAUUUCUUAUAAGACGUGCCCGCAGUCCGCUGGUUGCUUACCUUCGGUCCUCCCGCACGUGCGCAACAGCGACCUUCGCUGCGCUCAGUGCCGGCAUCAUGGCGGCCCGGCAGUGCUUGCAGCUGGACCGGUUCUGGUUCGCCCGCACCUAUCCGGACGCUAACUGUGCCGGGGGACAUGUCGCGCCGGACGGAAGGGCUCACCAUCCGCCCACCACCUGUCAGCAGCACAUCCUCACCGCGAUGAUGCGUUCGGUGUACCUCGGAUUGGCGAUCGGCUUGGUAAAGAACUUUCUUCCCCGCAUGCCAAUGCUGUUUACCGAUCCGCUAGCGCUUGGGCGACUGCUGCUAGCGCGGUUCGAUUUCGGUCUGUUUGGGUUCAUCACGUGCUACAAAACCAUCUAUGAAGUCGUCAACUGUGGGCUGGCAAUGCGAAAAUUGCCGAAAAUCGGUUGGCGUCCUUCGCCCACCGUUCGCAGCUCGAUCGGAGGCCUUUGCGCCGGGUUGGCUUACUAUUGCUUUCCGAACUAUUUGCUGUUUACUUUCUCAAUCACGGAGCUGGUAGAGCUGUGCUGGAUCGUGUAUAUGCGUGCGGAACGGUUCGCCAAGUGCGGUGCAGUACGCUGGCUGGACAAGAAGGUGCCUGUUUCGAUACUGCUGUACACUGCCAGCUUGGGGCUGCUGUGUCAUUUGCGCAUCGUCUACCCGUACCACAUCAAUCGCUACUGGCACAAGCUGAUGGCUAAUGGGACCUGGGGACGCUCGGAUGCGUUAGCUUACAAUUACGCUAGAAUCCUUCUCGGGGAGUGGGGUGGUGCAAGUGAUAUGAAGGCUUGCCCAGCUCGCCCUUCUUAG
This is a messenger RNA of Anopheles maculipalpis, 1275 nucleotides long. RefSeq lists its product as uncharacterized. The record is from RefSeq and is a predicted model, not a curated record. NCBI's taxonomy places the organism in Eukaryota, Metazoa, Arthropoda, Insecta, Diptera, Culicidae. Bases 1 to 1275 code for a protein of 424 amino acids. The transcript has 4 exons.